AUGGAAGCAUUACAUACUAAUGUAACAGUAACCAGUGGACAAAAAGCAAAAUUAACAUGUAUAUUUAGUAGUACAAAUCAUGAAUUAUCACUUUCAUCAUCACAUCAAUUAAUAUGGAUUCGACAAAGUUAUGCAACACAUAAUGGAGAUUCAAUAUUAGCACAUAAUCAAGAUUUAUUAAUAACUGAUUAUCGUUUAAAUAUUCAACGUACAGAUACUGAGUAUUCAUUAACAAUAACUAAUAUUAAUAUUGAUGAUGAAGGAAUCUAUACAUGUGAAGUUAAUAGUCAACCACCACAAAAAGCAUUUGUUCAUUUAUAUGUUCAAGGUAAGUGUAUUAUUUUUCAUGAAUAUCUCGUUUCAGCUUUUUUCUAUGCUAGUUUUUUUUCUUAA
Molecule: messenger RNA, 393 nt
Organism: Rotaria sp. Silwood2
Lineage: Eukaryota; Metazoa; Rotifera; Eurotatoria; Philodinida; Philodinidae
Source: the annotation of a GenBank genome assembly